This is a messenger RNA of Fusarium coffeatum, 2469 nucleotides long. RefSeq lists its product as uncharacterized. Gene Ontology annotation, molecular function: acyltransferase activity, transferring groups other than amino-acyl groups; DNA binding; zinc ion binding. Gene Ontology annotation, biological process: DNA-templated transcription; regulation of DNA-templated transcription. Lineage: Eukaryota; Fungi; Ascomycota; Sordariomycetes; Hypocreales; Nectriaceae. Bases 1 to 2469 code for a protein of 822 amino acids. The record is from RefSeq and is a predicted model, not a curated record. The transcript has 6 exons.
AUGGUUCCGACAGACCUCCAAAUUCUCGGAGCCGUCUCCGAAACCACCGACCCAAACCCGGAGCCAACCGGCCCGGCCUCCUACUUUCUUAUCGAUAACAUUCCAAAAGCGGACCCCAAACCCAAAACAAUCUGGCGGAUGUUUCUCCGCCAGUCUCCGCCCGCCGUUUCCGCAAGAGAUUUUCCCAUGAGUGUGUCACCCUCACCCCAACCAGGCAUGGAGUCUGCAAAGCGGAAGCGAGCCGCCAAAGCUUGCAAUUACUGCAGAAAGAGGAAGAGGAAAUGUGAUGGUAGACAACCUGUUUGUACCCUUUGUGAGGAAGCGAAUAACUCUGAGUGUGAGUAUCGCGAUGAAGGCAAUGAGAACAAACGUAUUGCGAUUUCAGUCGAUAGAGUCGAUGAGAUUUUUGACCGCCUCGAAACCCUCGAGUCAACCUUCCAAUCCGCCCUAGCGAGACAACGCGAGAAAAGUCCAGUUCCAACACCAUACUCCGUCCCCAGACAUGGCGAAGCGAUAAGUCCAGAUGGCGGCAUCGUCGCAGCUUCGUCAGUUCACUCAACAGGACCAGGAACACAGACAUCACUUUCACAAUUCGCGAAUAACAAUGUCUUCAACACGACCAUGGACAUACCGCUAUCUCACUCUUCCACGACAGGGAAUCUUCUACGGUCUGCACCUGCAAAGGCUUUGCUUGGACAUUAUCCCCCGGAUCUGUUUCUGCAUAUCGAGUUGAGAAGGCCGAUUCCUGAGGGAUUGAGAUUAAAUGCCACGCCGGCUAGUCAAAUCGAUAUUCCUUCUCUAUCACCCAACGAAACAGACCAUCUAGUACGCAACUACUUCCAACUAGUGCAUCGCUUCCAUCCUAUUCUUGAUCAGAGAGCUUUCUACGAACUAUACGACCAUAUCCUGGAGCGCGGUCCACGACCUGAUCUUCCUUCUGCGCUGGUCCUUGUCGUACUGGCUCUUGGAACUGUUGCAGCUGAGACACCUAAUCGGAUGGACGCGUGUUGGAGUCCUGGUAUACGAUACUUUACACCCGCUGUUAGGCUCCUCUUGACUGAGUCGCUGGGUUCUUUUGGUGGUGAUGCGCAUCUGCCGCAGGCUUUGUAUUUGGCGGCGCUGUAUUAUAGUUAUUUGUCUAGACCGUUGCUUGCGUGGCGGUUGGUGCAUAUGGCUUCUACUGAUGUGCAGCACUACUGGAUCAGAUCUGAGAAGUUAUUACGCGACGGCACAGGCGGUUCUCAGGAUCAGUCCAUUCUGCGAGUCUUUUGGGCUAUCCUCGUCCUCGAAUGCGACAUCAUCGCAGAACACCAUCUUCCACGCAGCGGCAUAGAGAAAAUCGUCGACAAACUCCCCUACCCCUGGUCCGACGGCCCUUCAGAACCGUACAUGCAUCGCUGGCUAGCCGACCUCUCUUCCCGCCGCCUCCUCAACAGAAUCCACUACGUCCUCUACGCCGAAGCAGAACCCGGCACAGGCGAUCCCGCAGAUUCUUCCGAAGAAACACUCUCCAACCUACCGAAUCUAGCGCACGAGCUGAAUCGUCAGCUGGGAGCUUGGUACCAUCUCCUUCCGCAUAGCAUACGACCCAACCUCGACAGCCCACCUAUCGGAAUUGAUGAUACGAUGGUUUCGAUACGGUAUCACACAACGGGUGAUAUCAUAUAUAGACCUUUUCUGUAUCAGGUUUGUGCGCUUGCGCCUGGGACGUCGCCGAAUCCAGCGACGCUUGAGAAUGCGAGACAGUGUCUUGUGCAUUGCCGACGGUAUCUCAACGCUGUGGAACAUGCAGUGCAUGCACCUACAGCGUCUUUAGAAAAUCUCCUUCACGGGACGAUGGCUGUAGUGUUGCUUCUUUCAUUUGCAGCCUUCUCAAGACUGGAUGCUCUACGAGUCCCAGAUCUGAAUCAAUUGCAAGACAAGGGUAUUAGAAUUUGCCAGUCAUCAAAGCCAGUCUCAAUCCGCCCAGCAACACCUUCAGACGCUGGUGUAAUCGCAGAUCUCGGCGCACACGUCUUCACAAUCACAUUCGGCCACUCAGUCGAACCCCACGAAUUGGCAGCCUUUCUGCAAGAAUCAUACACAAAAGAAGCCAUUCUAGCCGACAUAAACGACCCAAACAAAGACGUGAUAAUCGCUACGAGCUCUGAAAAUGAGUUUCUAGGUUUCGCGUAUCUUACGCGAGGCAGCACAGAGCCUUGUGUGGAGAACAUGGAAAAGACCGUUGAGCUACAACGAAUUUAUGUGCGUCCUGAAUCACAUGGUGCUGGUGUGGGUAAAGCGCUAGGAAAGAGCAUUGAGGAUAUGGCGAGGGAACAAGGGUUUAAGAACCUUUGGUUGGGUGUUUGGGAGGAGAAUAUGGUUGCGACGAAGGCUUAUGAGAGAUGGGGGUAUGAAAAGGUUGGGGAUCAUGAUUUCACGAUUGGGUCUAUUGUGCAGACGGAUAACAUUAUGGUCAAGGCUUUGUAG